UUUUUAGAACCAAAUAUAUAUAUUAAGCUUGUAUAACUUUUCAUGAGCAUUCAUGAUAUGAUAGGUGUGAUGCCAUGAGUUACCUUACUGCUUGAAUGCCACCCUAGUAAUACAGCCGUUUCUAAAUAUAGCAACUAAAAAAGAAUGAGUAAUUAAGAAUGUUUUGUAUUGCAACUAAUGCGCAUCAAUAUAAUGCGAGAUAAUAUAAUGCGAUAGUUUCGCUAAAGCUUGGCGCUUGUUUUGACACAAAUAUUGUACGAACAAAUAAUUAUAAAAUUUCAAAGUUUAUACAUUAUUAUUUCAUAAAAAGUAAAUGAAAUCUUACCAUUUUUUAUUUUUAACUUUAUUUCUACUAAAUAAGAUUGUCUUUGCCAAUCAUUACCGCGGUGUAGUAUCAAGCAGUGAGUGGCUCGAUAACGAUCUAUUUUACUUUAAGGCACAAUUCUACUAUCGACUUAAAGAUAAUGGUGCUGGCUCUUUUGUAAAAUGUGAUGACCAAUUGAUCAGUAGUAAAACAAUAAAGAAAGACGAAAGUACCUUUUCAUUAGCAGUCUACAAGUGCAAUCAAUUUGAAGUAUGUGGUAAUGCACUAUUUUUUCUUGAAAAUAGUUUCAUUUGCAAUAGUUAUAGCAUACAUGAAGACUGGUCAAUAGUUGAUAAAUUAGAAAAAGUCAAUAUUAAAAGUAAUGAUUUCCAAGAGGGAGAUUCUAUAGUUGCAAAGUUAUUUACGGCGUAUGGCGAAUGGUCAGAUUUGCCUGUUAGAUAUGCCUGGACUCAUUUUAGUCGUAAAGUAAAAAACAAAAACAAUAAUUGGAAUCAUCCACCUUCUACUAAGACCUUUCCAAAAUAUAAUUUAAUCAAAGGCUGCGAGACAAAGUUACAAAUUCCAGUUGAUGACAUUGACGAUGAUACUGUUAGAUGUAGACCAUCGUUGAAAAGUGCUGGCGAAUGUGUGAACUGUAAUUUUAAACCUGCUUAUUUGGAUCAAGAAACUUGCACUAUUGUAUUUCCUGCUAAUGUGACAGAACCUUUGAUAAUUGAGAUUCAAAUUGAGGAUUUUAGUAACAAAGGUGACGUAAAACCAAUGAGUAGUGUCCCAUUACAAUUCAUGGUAACUCUUACAUUAGCUCAUCAAAAUUGCAAUGAUUACCUUAUAUUCACGUCUGUAGUGCCACCUGACAACUCUUGCAAUGCAAUUGCCGAAAAAACACAAUAUAAUAAUCGUUUUGAAUUUAAUUCAACAUCAAAUGUUACUGACGUAUUUUUAAAUGCAUUUGAUGGUUUUAUAAAAGGAAGCUUAAAUUACAGCUUGGAUUAUAAUUUAUGGUUUUUUAACUAUAGCGUAAUUGCACGCAGUUCAAAUGUUACACAGGAGUCAAUUACUGUUUACGCCAAAAACGCUGAAGGUUAUUCAUCAGAAAUUCGCAAACUGCAAUAUGUGCUAAACUACAUACCACCAAGCAUUAUAGACGUGUAUCCACUUGGUGACAUAUGCCAGAAAACGGCGGACAAUUACAACUGGACAUUUACAACUAAUCGUAACGUUUCAUCUCCUGAAAAAACAAGUUAUAUUAAAUUCAUGAAAAUAGAAAAUGAGAAUUCAUUAAAACUUGCUUAUCAGUUUAAUAUGCUGACACUUAAUAAAAACAACUUUGACAGUUUUAUUCUUUCCGUACCUAUUUCUCAACUUGAAUUAAAUAAAAAUUAUAGUAUUUUAAUUGAUUUUGGUGCCAUCAUAACUCUAGAUUAUUGCAAACCACAAUCAAGGGCUGUUAAUGAUUUAAAAAAGUACCAGUUUAAGAUUAUUGGUGAGUUAUCUAAAGAGGUUACGUUUUUGAAGCUCCCUCCUAGAUACACAAAAGGUUUCUUACUAAAACUAGAGUGGAAAUUUCUAACUUAUGGAAAAAAAAGUGAUUGUUUAAUCAUGUAUAAAAAUGCACCGUUUUAUGAUGUCUUAUGUAAUGAAACCAGUCUUGAGUUGCAUAAUCAACCAACUGGUCAAUACAACUUUCAGGUUAGAUAUUCAACUAAAUGUUCUGCUUCACUUCUAAGUGCGCAAAUUAGCUGGUUUGUGGUAAAUGAGAAACCUAUUGUGGAAGUUACAACAUUGAACCUCAUAAACGGCUACGCCUCAAAUAGUUUCACAGUAAUUAUAAAAUGCAACCACGUGUUGCCUUGUAAUAUACUUUGCAAAUUUUCAACUAAAGAUAAAAUCAACUUUCAAAAUUUUGAGAAUUGUUUGUCAACAUUUAAGCCUGAUGCUCAAUUAGUUCAUUUAGAAUACUACGUGCUUCAAGUGUAUGCAAAGGACGAGGCUGAAAACGAAGCAAAUAUUGUUAAAGUAGAAUUCAUUGCUGAUACUAAACCACCACAAUUUAAAAACGCAAUAAUCGAGCUGUAGCUUAAU
This is a messenger RNA of Hydra vulgaris (swiftwater hydra), 2407 nucleotides long. The record is from RefSeq and is a predicted model, not a curated record. Lineage: Eukaryota; Metazoa; Cnidaria; Hydrozoa; Anthoathecata; Hydridae.